Molecule: messenger RNA, 1473 nt
Organism: Pseudonaja textilis
Lineage: Eukaryota; Metazoa; Chordata; Lepidosauria; Squamata; Elapidae
Gene: TSPAN13
Product: tetraspanin 13
Cellular component (GO): membrane
Source: RefSeq, a predicted model, not a curated record
CUGCUAGCUGGGAAAGAGGGGUUUUCUGACGGCUGUCCCUGCAGUGCCGCCGUGGUCACUCUCGUUCUACCUGCCCUUUUCCACUUCGGGCAGGGGGAGGCAAAGGUUUGUUUUUCCUCCUUUGAAAAAAGAGGGGAAUUAUCUAGAUUCGGGGGACGCUGCGGCAGAGACCACAACCGCAGGGGCGCGAUGGUUUGCGGCGGCUUCUCUUGUUCCAAGAAUUGCCUUUGUGCGCUCAACCUGCUUUACACGUUGGUCAGCCUGUUGCUGAUUGGAAUUGCAGCUUGGGGCAUUGGCUUUGGCCUCAUUUCCAGUUUCCGGGUCGUUGGAGUAGCAGUGGCAGUUGGAAUCUUUCUGUUCCUGAUUGCUCUGGUGGGAUUGAUUGGGGCCAUCAAACACCACCAGGUCUUGCUUUUCUUUUAUAUGAUUAUACUCUUGCUAGUGUUUGUUAUACAGUUCUCCGUCUCAUGUGCUUGUCUGACAUUGAAUAAAGAACAGCAGAACAAACUUCUAGAGGUUGGGUGGAACAACACAAACAAUGCAAGGCAGGAUAUUCAGCGGAAUUUAAACUGUUGCGGCUUCUAUAAUGUCAGUGAUGAUAUCUCUUGUUCUGCUGAAUGUUUUGAAACACAGAUCUGUAAACCCUGUGCACCUAUAAUUAAGGAAUAUUCUGGAAUGGUCUUGAGAUUUGUAGGAGGUAUUGGUCUCUUCUUUAGUUUCACAGAGAUCCUAGGAGUGUGGCUUACUUACAGAUACAGGAAUCAGAAAGAUCCACGUGCAAAUCCUAGUGCAUUUCUUUGACCUGGAAAUGUUUUCAGGGACUAAAAUUUUUUCCCCUUGUGGUUUUAAAAAGCUGAAUUCUCCACUGAUCUGUCUACUCUCCAUGUUAAUUGGGGGGCGUGUGCCUUUGAGCUAAGAAAAUAGAUCUAGAACUGCUUUUCAUCCUGUUUUCUAGUGUUCUUUGAAGGAAAUAGCCUGAAGUGCUCGUUGUCAAUUGUAUAACUAAACAGAAUAUGAAUUCUGUAGGAAUGUAGUGAUCCAGUAGAAUUAUUCAUGGUGUUAUUUUUAAUUUAAGGAAGGAUUUAUUUGGUCUAAUAUAUUUCAUUUGUCAUAAUUUCUUUCUUUGAUCUAUUUCUUCCUCCUUUUUGAAAGACUAAUUUACUGGCUUCAGUGCAUUUCAUUUAAAAUAUGUUAAAGAAAUUGUGCUAUUGUUUCUGAAACUGGCAUUAAUUUAGAAGAAACCCUUCAAAUAAUGACUUGAUAAUUGAAAACUAAUCAUUUUUAAUGAUUGGGGAUUAUACCUAUCAACUCCUCUCCAAUUUUUGGAUCUGUUUAAGAUAGAAAUGCAAAUCAGUUCAGUAUUGUCCAUUAACUUCAGUCGUGGCUAUAUCAGUAGUGAUUCUCUUUAAGCUCAAAAACAGAUUAUGUCUAAAUCAACUAAUUUACCUCAGCUCUAAAAGACAUAAAAUCAUU